Priapulus caudatus is the source of this 1598-nucleotide messenger RNA. Its product is annotated as tonsoku-like protein. The coding region runs from base 164 to 1186 and encodes 340 amino acids. NCBI's taxonomy places the organism in Eukaryota, Metazoa, Priapulida, Priapulimorpha, Priapulimorphida, Priapulidae. The transcript is spliced from 4 exons. The record is from RefSeq and is a predicted model, not a curated record.
AUAAUACAGCCUCAGGAUACUCAGUAGAAUUGAGCCAGAGCGAGAGCGCCAUCUGUCGUGGAGUUUGAGCGCGUGGGUGAAAGAUCGUGGGGGGGCGCCACUGCGGCGGGCUGAUUCCGCUGCACGAUGCUGCGCAGAACGUGGCAUCUUAGCUUUAUGCAGUAUGUGCGCCUUGUGGUCCAGCAACAGCAACAGCAACGGUGGCGCGGCAGGGAGUAGUGAGAGAGUGGCGAUCGAGCCAGCAAUGCGUGUGAGAGUAAACGUCGAGGGAAAGGUUUUCCUUAUUCCGCUGCCGCGACACGAAGCAGAUGAGAGGAGGAUUAGUUGGUUAGCGGGCGAAGCAUCUCAGCGCUAUUACGCUGCUAAUGGUCGAUGGCCUCAGCUGACGCUCUACACUAAAGAUGGCACUGCGCUCGGAUCCGACGACAUCGUCACCGAUCUGGUGACAAACAAUGAGGAGAUCGUAGCUAGUGUAGAAACAUGGGAGAUGCCUCCUGUAGCAGAAAGGUAUGCGUCUGCGUGUGAGGCGGCAAGGACCCCGCGAUACAACAACAUCACGGCCGCGUUACGUAUGGCUGACUCCACGCACUGCCUGCGCCUGAGAGACCUCGCCAUGCGCCUCCAUCAGGCGCGCCCCCUGCUGCGCUCGCUACCGGGGGAGUACGCCCUCACCGUCCUCGAUCUGUCCGGUAACCGCCUCGGCGAUGAGGGAUGCAAGGAACUCGGUCACGCCCUCCCCUCCCUCGACGCCCUCGCCACGCUCAACCUCCUCGGCAACGAGGUCACGCAGCGGGGUCUGCGCGAGCUGGUCGACGGCGGCAGCGCGGGGGGGCCACGUCUGCCCGCGCUGUGCAACCUCGAGCUCGGCUUCAACCUGCUCGGUGACGCGUGCGCGCGGCCGCUCGCUGCCGUGCUGGCUCAUGCGCCGCGGCUUGCCUCGCUCGGGCUGUGCGCGUGCGACCUGACGGCGGCGGUCUUCCAGGAUGCGGCGCUCGCCGGCGCGCUCGCUGCGUUGGAGAGCCUCCGUUGCGUCGACGCGACCUGGAAUGAGCUUGGCGUGAGCGGCACGAGGCUGCUGCACGGGUGUGUUAGGUCGGGGGUUACGGUGAGCCACGAUGUCGUGUCGCCGCGGGCGUGCGACUGUGAUGGGGUCUACGAUCGGCAAGCCGACGGGUGUGUCGCGUGACUCUAUGACGCUUCCUCGGUCGAUAUGCGUGGACGAGGGAGAGACACAAAUAUCUGUGUGAAUGCAUAGUGUAAUUACAUGUGAUAGUGAUUUCUGAUCAUAUUUUUGUACCAUUGCAAAUCGUAAUAUUUUGACGGUAUUUUUCUUGUACAUGUGUUUAAUGCUACAUCAAACUACUCAUUAGGCUGUUGGCUUUUUGCAUGUUCAAAGGGUAUUUGUUGCAUUGAUUGUAUAAUACCAGAAGUAGAUAAUAGCUAGGGAAUCUACUUCUGAUAAUACGUAAUAGAAAUUAUGUGGUGAAAAUUAAUCUAUUUCAUUUCUGUUUAUGAUUUUACUAGGCAAGAUUUCUCGUAUCAGUUGUAGUAUACAGUACUAUUAAUUAAGUUGCCUAAUAAAAAUAAACGUAAUUUCA